AUGAAUAAGAGUAGCCAGCUCGGAUCGGUGACCAGUUCCGAUCUGAUAGACGCAAAGCUUGAGGAGCAUCAAUUAUGCGGAGCUAAACACUGCCCCGGUUGUGGCCACAAGCUCGAAGCAAAGCCGGAUUGGGUAGGUCUACCGGCGGGCGUGAAAUUCGACCCGACCGAUCAGGAGUUGAUCGAACAUCUUGAAGCUAAAGUCGAGGGGAAGGACUCGAAAUCGCAUCCUUUGAUUGAUGAGUUCAUUCCUACCAUUGAAGGUGAAGAUGGGAUUUGCUACACUCAUCCUGAGAAGCUCCCAGGCGUGACGAGAGACGGUUUGAGCCGACACUUUUUCCACCGGCCGUCCAAGGCAUACACGACGGGCACACGAAAACGUAGGAAGAUCCAAACGGAAUGCGACCUCCAAGGCGGCGAGACCCGGUGGCACAAAACGGGCAAGACCCGACCCGUGAUGGUCCAAAACAAGCACAAAGGAUGCAAGAAGAUCCUCGUGCUAUACACAAACUUCGGCAAGAACCGAAAACCCGAAAAGACUAAUUGGGUGAUGCAUCAGUACCACUUGGGCCAACACGAGGAGGAGAGAGAAGGGGAGCUCGUCGUCUCGAAGAUUUUCUACCAGACCCAACCGAGACAGUGCAGCACUAUUAGUACUAAUCCGAAUAAUUCGGAGGCCCUUAAGGGCUCGACCUCCCGAGACUUAUCGACUGUAAAUGUUGUUUUGGACCCCAAAAUGUCCGGUUACAAUAGCAUAAUUGAUGAUCAUAUGCAGCAGCAUUUCAACAAGCCCGACCAUUUCGGCUUCCUCCCGUAUAGGAACGAGCAGCAGCAGCAGCAGGAGAUGAGUGGUGAGAGAGGGAACAACAUUGUUGGGGAGGGCUCAAUCGCAAUGAAUGUGAUGAGAAAAGAAAUGGGAGAACAAUCUGGCACGUGCCAAGAGCGUGACAUGACACAUCAUCAUCAUCACCAUCAUUCAGCGUUCCACGUCAGCACUCCUACUGUCUCCGCCAUUGGCAUUAUACCACCGACCAUUGACCAUAUUCUUGACCCCUUUCAUCAUCACGUGCCUAGGAUCAUCUUCCCUCAUCAAAAUUUCCAGCAUCAACAAGAAGAAGCAGAGGCCCAUCAUAAUAAUAAUAAUAAGGCAUCAUCCUCAACUGGAUCUGGGCUUGAGGAACUCAUAAUGGGCUGCACCUCCACUGAGAUUAUUAAACAGGAGACAUCAAUGGCAAGCCAACAAGAGGCAGAAUGGUUGAAGUACUCCAACUUUUGGCCUGAUCCUGACAACCCAAAUCACCAUGGAUAG
This is a messenger RNA of Striga hermonthica, 1308 nucleotides long. The record is from the annotation of a GenBank genome assembly. NCBI's taxonomy places the organism in Eukaryota, Viridiplantae, Streptophyta, Magnoliopsida, Lamiales, Orobanchaceae.